UGUAAAGAUUCAUUCUGUAAUGUCUAUUCAAUGCUUUUCUCAUUUAUCACAAUAAUAGUGAUGUGUAUUCUCAGUCCAAAUUGACUGCAUAUCAUCUAAUUAAUGAAUUUCUGUUAAUAACCCUGAUCUGUGCUUCAGGUGCGUUUCGUGAAGCCGGUGUAUAUGGGACAGUCUCUGCAGACGGAGAUGUGGAAGGAAGGGAACAGGAUUCACAUCCAGUGCAAGGUGAAGGAGAGCGGAGACGUGGUGCUGUCUGGAGCAAAUAUAGAUCUGCAGACGGAUGUGUGUGUCAGCGCCGGGUCUCCGCAGAGCCUCGGCCUGCAGAGCGACCUGGUGUUCUCUGAGAUCGCACGCAGGAUAAGAGACGGCGGUCAGGAGCUGGUGAAGAAGGUCAACGCUGUCUCAUGA
This is a messenger RNA of Carassius auratus (goldfish), 408 nucleotides long. RefSeq names its product peroxisomal multifunctional enzyme type 2-like. The coding region runs from base 163 to 408 and encodes 81 amino acids. Lineage: Eukaryota; Metazoa; Chordata; Actinopteri; Cypriniformes; Cyprinidae. The record is from RefSeq and is a predicted model, not a curated record. The transcript has 4 exons.